CUCGGAUGGAUGUUCAAGUAAAAGUAUUCAGCUAUUGCAACAGGAGAAUUAUACAGAGACUCGGCACGCUUCCAUUUUUUGGGUUUUCUUCUGGGAUCCACCAGCAGGUGGCGAUGUAAUAGUCAUCGAAGCAGUAUUCAAGACGGCAGAUUAAUAUAAUUGUCUGCGUUUCAUUUCCUCACGUCUGCCGCUGUAGAGUUGUGGUACUUCCUAGGUCCGAUUCUAGCCAAAGUCAGUUGGUGGGGGAAAAACCGAGACUUUAAGCGCAGUUGUCUCUUAGGAAGGUGCCAUGCUGAGGCGUCAGAAGGCUGGAGAGGAUGGCGUUGGCCCCAAACAGCAGGCACAUUAAGUCUCUUUUAUCACCACCUGAAAGGCUCCACACCCUGCAGGUGGACUCGGUGCAGCGCUGGAUGGAGGACCUCCGUCACAUGACCGAGGUGGAGUGCAUGUGUAUCCUGCAGUCCAAGCCCAUCAGCGUGGAGGAGGAGGCGGGGGCAGGCGAGCUCAUCGUGGGUGGGGAGCGGGCAGCGCGCGACGGCCUGCAGAUGCUGCUCCGGCGGGCAUUCGCUGUCAGCGCCGAGCUGGGCAAGGUCUUCCAUCGGCUGGAGAAGGGCCGCUGGUCCCGCGUGCACAGCACGGCCGUCAGGGUGCACAGCCAUAUGCGCUCGCUGGUGCACGAGUAUUCCUCCGUCCGCGGCUCCCUGCCCGAGAUGCAGAAGUAUGAGAAGUCCCUGCUGGAUAAGUGCCUGGAGCUCACCACCAUCACCGAGAGGUGUGUGCACACUGAAGAUGAGUUCCUCUUGAGGUCAAUGAAAGAAGCCACCCAGGAAAUACUGACUGACAUCAGCGACUCGUUCAGCCAGAUGAUUGACAUGGCCUUGGCCAAUGAGAUCCAGAUUCUGAUCCGUCAAAUUGAGACGUCAGACAACGUCUACACCAUAGGGGGCGCCAUCAGCAGCCUCCUCUCCCUGACGCAGGACGGGCCGCAGCUGUGCAGCAUCAUUGCCAAGGAGGGGGCAGUGGUGGCCCUCUUCAAGAUCUGCCGACAGGACUGCUUCAGCUGCCUGUAUGCCCACGCCCUCAGGACCGUGGCCUCCAUCUGCUGUGUGGAGGAGGGUAUCAACCAGCUGGAGAAGCCGAUCGUGGUGGCUUAUCUGUGCAACAGAACAAUCUGGAAAAAGCGCCAUCUAGAGGAAUCAGCCGAGGUGUGGGAUUUAUCAGGAUUGCCCCAGGUGGAUGGGAUCCUGUGUCUGGCGGAUAUUCUGACAGAUGAGAGUAACGCGGAGGCGGCCCGGGCAGAGGCAGCCGCUGUGGUGGCCCAGAUCACUUCCCCCCACCAUACCUUCACCCAGCACCUGGGCAGCUUUCUGGAGAACAUGCAGGACAUCGUCACCGCCCUCAUCAAGCUGUGUCGCGACGCCUCUUCCGGGGAGUCCUUCCUGCUGGCCUCCGCCGCUCUGGCCAACAUCACCUUCUUCGAUACCAUGGCCUGCGAGAUCCUCUUGCAGCUCGGUGCCAUCCACAUCCUGUUUGGGGCGUGCAGAGAUCGCCACCGUGUCGACACGCCUUACUCCAAAGACCAGGUUGCGACAAUACUGGCAAACCUCUCUGUUCUGGAGCAGUCAGCCUCUGAAGUUCUUCAGGAAAAUGGUAUUGAGCGACUGCUGCUGCUGCUGGCUGAAAAGCCAUCCUCCUCCAGUCCAUCAGAGGGCGCUGCCUGUGAGAGGGUGCAGCAGAAGGCGGCCGUCACGCUGGCCCGUCUGAGCCGGGACCCUGAGGUGGCACAGACGGCCAUCCAGCUGCAGGCCAUCCCUCAUCUCAUCGAACUGUGCCGCUCGCCAGCUGAAAGGAACAGCAGCGAUUCCGUGCUGGUCGCCUGCUUGGCAGCCCUGCGCAGGUUGGUGGCCGUGUGCCCAGACAGCAUCGAGGACGCCGACCACCAGCAGCUGAUCAAGCCCCGUCUCGUGGACUCAUUCUUGCUCUGCUCCAACAUGGAGGAGAGCUUUGUGUAGGAGGGGGAUUUGGGGAUGGCUCGUAUGUAAAAUAAUAAUAUAUUAGUAUAUACGCCAAUGAUGUUUUUGCCAACAAAGAGGCAUGAAUUGGACUUUUACCACAGCAUUUUCAGUCCCACUGUGGGUCUGCUUUGAUAAUUGCAGAAUUUUGUUUUUAAUUUAGUGAUUGUCAUAAUAAAUAUCAAGAAUAUUUAUUAUAUAGAACAAAAACCAGAGUUACUCAGUUAGACUUGCAACGUUCGGCAAACGCAGAUGUUGGAACUGAAACUGACUUUUGAGGCUUUCAUUGUGAACACAGGCAUUGAUCUCACCUCCAGCAGUGUGACUUGACUGAUUAGAAGGAUGUGAGACAUUUGAUACAAAUUUUAUAUAAAAGCAUGAAAUAGAUUGAACUGCCAGACAUGCAUUUCUUGUGUCAGCCUAAGCGCAGUUAGAGUGUCGAAUCCAGUGAGCGAGACCAAGCUAUUAAAUAUGAACUGACAUUUUUUUUUUUUUAGAAAUAACCAUAGACAUCAAGACAAUUCCUCUAAUCUUUUUCCAUCAGCCACAGAUAUUUUUUUUUUUUUAGGAAAAAUUCUAUGUCUCGUGAACAAUUAUGAAUGUUAGGGCAAUAAUUUGCUGUUGUGUUUGGCUCCAUUUAAAAUCACUUGGUGGUGCAUGUUCUAUUCCCAGUACUAUUUAUACUAUUUAUAUGUGUUGGACAAAUAAAAAAUACCAUUGUAUGAAUUUGGUGACAAACUUGUAGCAAAAAAGUAGUUUGUGUAUCUCCUGUAAAGGGUAACAAAUCAAAAUUAAAGAGUAAUGAAUUUUAACGAA
Molecule: messenger RNA, 2828 nt
Organism: Paramormyrops kingsleyae
Lineage: Eukaryota; Metazoa; Chordata; Actinopteri; Osteoglossiformes; Mormyridae
Gene: insc
Product: INSC spindle orientation adaptor protein
Biological process (GO): apical protein localization; regulation of asymmetric cell division; establishment of mitotic spindle orientation
Cellular component (GO): apical cortex
Molecular function (GO): protein binding; cytoskeletal adaptor activity
Source: RefSeq, a predicted model, not a curated record